CUCAGACUACUUCUUUGACGCCUGCGCUUCUCUCUACACCCGUCAAGAAGUUCACUUCUACCCUCCAUCUUUUGCAAAAAAGCAACGACAGAAAAAGAAGCAAAAGAAAAGAAAAGAAAAACAAACAAAAUGGCUCGCGGUAACCAGAGAGAGAACGCUCGCAAGAAGAAUGAGAAGAAGAAUUCUUCCAAGAAAGGCGGUACCAACCUGGAUGGCACAAGCCUGCAGAAGAAGAAGGAGGAUGACGCCGCGAAGAUGCGCUUGAAGCAGGCCGCAGCCGAUGCCAAAAAGACCGAUGCCCCCAAGUAAUGAUCGGUCACUGAACCCGCGUCCCCGUCUUGGUGGGACGUCUGUCCCCACCUCCCAUUCCUCGCCUUUGCUCCAGUAUCCCGCUGUAUCUGCUUGUUCCCGUGACGAGCGCUCCCUGCUCUGGGAAUGAUCAGUCCGGUUGGGACUCUACACUCUGGUCGGAUAAGGAGGGACCUGCAUACCGUCAUCUCAUCUAUACCGGCAUCUACACCUACAUCUAUACCUACAUCUACACUAGCGAGGCGUUAAUUAAUUGUGGCGUUGCUUUCCACCCCGCGAGCGAAACGGGGGCAAGAUAAUUCGUGACGAGAUACGGUCGCUAUACCAUAAUUGAACUGUUUAUAAGAUGGA
This is a messenger RNA of Aspergillus campestris IBT 28561, 660 nucleotides long. RefSeq names its product 4F5 domain protein. NCBI's taxonomy places the organism in Eukaryota, Fungi, Ascomycota, Eurotiomycetes, Eurotiales, Aspergillaceae. Bases 130 to 309 code for a protein of 59 amino acids. The transcript has 3 exons. The record is from RefSeq and is a predicted model, not a curated record.